AUGGAACUGGGAUUGUUGGGGAAGAAAAGCUUAGAGCAGGCGAGGAGGAAGAGAAAAUGGCUUGCUGUUAUGGGAGCAUUAGGAUUCACAGUUUACGGCGCCUACAGAUUUUACAACUCCCCUUCAGUUGUCCAGCAGAGGCAAAAGCUGACGAAACUAGUUAAUGCAUUCGUUUCUUUAGCCGAAAUGAUGUCCGACUCGGCCGAUGCCGUCGGCAUUCUUUCGAGAGAUCUCAAGCAGUUUCUCGGUUCCGAAUCCGAUCAAAUUCCUCAAAGUCUAAAGCAAGUUGCUAAAAUCGCCCGGUCGGACGAGUUUUCCGAGUCGUUGACUCGGUUUUCGCGGGCCGCAACUCUCGGGAUAUUGCGAGGUUUUCAUCACGAGUCGUUAUCGAGCGGUGAAGGAACUUUCUUGGAUAAAUUGUUCUCCGAGGCGGGGACUGGUUUCGCCUCGGCUGUCCUCGGGAGCUUCGCACGCAACUUGGUGUUGGCCUUAUAUUUGGAAUGGGAGAACGAAAACAAAAACGGAAAGUCUAAUCCAAGAUGGGUCGAGGUCGCCUGCGAGGACAAGUGUCGGCAGCUGAUUGGGGACUGCGUACGAUCGAUUGUGAGCACGGCCGUGGCCGUUUAUCUAGACAGGACGGCACAUAUCAACACAUACGACGAGAUAUUCUCCGGCCUCACGAACCCCAAACAUGAAGCUAGGGUUAAGGACAUGUUGGUCACACUAUGUAACAAUGCGGUCGAGACUUUUAUCCGAACUUCCAAGAACGCAUCGAAUGCAAACAGCCCAAGAUACAACACUUCGACUUAUUCGAGAUUUGAUUUUGAGGACGGUUUAAGUGGGGACGAGAAGUUGAAACUGAUAUCGACCACAUUGCACGCGAGGAGAUUGAGGGAAAGGAAUUCGGAGGGCGGGUGGAGUAGGAAGAUGUGUUCGGCAAUGGCUGUGCCGGUUAACCGGAAGUUUGUGCUUGACGUGACGGGACUUGUGACGUUCGAGGCUGUGAGGUCUUUUCUCGAGUUUUUGCUGUGUAGGGUGGCCGAGUGCAUGAGGAAGAGCAUGGGCGCGGUUCACGAGGAGGUGUUUGAUAAGGGGGUCGAGGUGGUUAGGUACGUUGGGAGCAGAUCUUCUGCGGUUACGGCUCUUUGUCUUACGCUCUGUCUCAACAUACUGAAUAGCCCUUGGAUUUUGGCACACCAGUAG
This is a messenger RNA of Striga hermonthica, 1203 nucleotides long. NCBI's taxonomy places the organism in Eukaryota, Viridiplantae, Streptophyta, Magnoliopsida, Lamiales, Orobanchaceae. The record is from the annotation of a GenBank genome assembly.